Molecule: messenger RNA, 1203 nt
Organism: Psilocybe cubensis
Lineage: Eukaryota; Fungi; Basidiomycota; Agaricomycetes; Agaricales; Agrocybaceae
Exons: 2
Coding region: 1-1203 (400 amino acids)
Cellular component (GO): cytoplasm
Source: RefSeq, a predicted model, not a curated record
AUGUCUCUCCUUGUCCUGUCUGCGACUGAUGUGGACGAAAUAGCAGCAACUUUCACACUUGACGAGCUGCAAUACCUUAUGGCUCAGGUAUUUGCCCGACUUUCCAGCUCUUCUGCCGGACUCCAAGGUUUAGAUUCUGGGAUAUCUAUGCCUCCUAGGAUCAGUCUCCAAACCGAUAGCCAUACCACCCUGUUUAUGCCAGCUCACAUUGGCCCCCUACCUUUCGCUGAAAAGGCAUCCGGCUCAUCCGGCUCCAGUGGUGACCAGUUGGUGAAAACUGCGAUCAAAGUUGUUUCUGUGCCUACCAAAGACAGCUCUAAAGGCCUUCCUAGUACUACCCUGAUGUUAGACGAAAAUACGGGUUCUGUGAAGGCUGUAAUAAAUUCUCGCAAGUUGACUGCUCUACGGAAUGCUGCUAGCUCACUCCUGUCUACUAACUUAGCAGGACCCGCUGAGCCUCGAUCUAUUGUUGUAUUCGGCGCGGGACAACAGAUAGAUGCACACCUAGAUCUCCACCUUCGAUAUUUUGCAAGUAUCACCACAUGUACUAUCAUCAAUCGUACACUCAACGAUCGCGCCAUCUCUCUACGGGUUAAGAUGGCGUCUCGGUUUCCUCACCUUCAAAUAAACUUGAUCUCCUCGACAUCUCAUACUGAUGAUUCGACCCAGAACAGGAAUCUCCUGGAACACGCUGUGAAGUCUGCGGAUAUUAUUAUAUGUGCUACUUCAUCCACAGACCCCUUGUUCCCUUCGUCAUGGGUCAAGAAUGGGUGCCAUAUCAUUCUUAUUGGAAGCUACAAGCCCACCAUGAGAGAGAUUGACAAAGCUCUUGUUCUCAGGUCGAUCCCGUCCCAAAUCCGUGACAAAUACAUUUCCAAACCCUUUCCAAUUUUACUCGUCGACUCCAGAGAGGCCUGUUCUCACGAAGCAGGAGAACUUAUUGACGCACAAGUCACUCCCUCUCAGAUGACAGAAAUCGGAGACAUUAUCCCGAAAAACUCAAAUAAUACUCUAUCACGCGAUUCUUACCUCGAUCUGCAACCAAGGUCUAGUGACAUUGAAGAUGGAUAUGAGGGACCUGUGUCUAUUUUCAAGUCGGUUGGCAUUGGAUUACAAGACGUAGUUAUCGCUAGCGCCAUUUUUGAAAAGACUCACAGGUUGGGAAGGAAAUUUGGAACCCUUGUGCAAAAUUACGACAUUUAA